Molecule: messenger RNA, 2638 nt
Organism: Lotus japonicus
Lineage: Eukaryota; Viridiplantae; Streptophyta; Magnoliopsida; Fabales; Fabaceae
Product: WAT1-related protein At1g68170-like
Exons: 7
Coding region: 45-1169 (374 amino acids)
Cellular component (GO): plasma membrane
Molecular function (GO): transmembrane transporter activity
Source: RefSeq, a predicted model, not a curated record
CUAUUUCCUACUUCAAUCUCAAACCAUAGACGCUAAAAUUAAAGAUGAAUGAUGCUAGGGAACUAGUGCGUGGGGUAAAGCCUGCCUUGUUGAUGGUGUUGGUGCAGGUUGUAUAUGCUUCUGUGAAUGUUCUAUAUAAGUUUGCCAUCAAUGAUGGGAUGAGCACUAGAGUGGUCACUGCCUACCGCCUUAUUUUCGCAACGCCAUUCACCAUUUUUCUCGCUCUUAUUUUUGAAAGAGAGAACAGGCCAAAGCUGACAUGGAGGGUGCUUUUGAUGUCAUUCUUUUGUGGUCUAUUUGGAGCAAGUUUGCUACACAACCUUUUCCUUGAGGCCUUGGACCUGGUGUCAGCAACAUUUGCCUCUGCCAUCUUCAACCUUGUUCCUGCAGUCACUUUCGUUGUGGCCAUCUUAUGCGGCUUGGAGAAGUUAAAUAUGCAAACCGCAGCAGGGAAGGUCAAGGUGUUAGGAACCAUAGUAGGAAUUGGUGGGGCAAUGCUGCUGAUAUUUUUUAAAGGGGCAGAAAUUAAAAUAUUUAGUGCCUUCCACAUUAAUCUCCUGCAUAAAAAUGGCCAUGUAGCAAGAGUCCAUACUGGUUCUGGUACUAAAUUGUGGGGUGUUCUUUGUGCUUUUGGAAGCUGCUUCAGUUUUGCAUUCUGGCUCAUCAUUCAGUCUAAGAUGGGUACAGAGUAUCCAAGAAAAUACUCAAGCACGGCAUUGAUGAUCUUAAUGGGGGCAAUUCAAGCCACAGUUUUUGCUCUUUGUGUUGAGAAGGAUUGGAAUCAAUGGAGUUUGGGUUCGAGUAUUAGGCUUGUAACUGUGGCCUAUGCGGGCAUUGCGGCCUCUGGAGUUAUGGUUGUAGUCACUGCAUGGUGCGUGAGGAUGAGAGGCCCAGUGUUUGUAUCUGUAUUCAACCCUUUGUUGCUUGUGCUUGUGGCUAUUGUAGGUGCCUUGAUAUUAGAUGAGAACUUAUAUGUGGGAAGUGUAAUUGGAGCUGUGCUAAUUGUGUGUGGCUUGUACAUGGUGCUAUGGGGAAAGAGCAAAGAAACGGAAAAGGAGAAUCAGUUGGGGUCAUCAGAAGUCACCCAGAAAUAUGAAGCAACUCACGCUGUUGUCAUUUCAACGACAACAAAUAAUGGCAAUAGUGACGGCAGUAGUAACACCAAUUGAAAGAGCAACUUAAUUGCCAAGGUUCUCAAUUAUGACAUUGAAUAUUAGUUGUUAGGGUCUGACAGUUAUAUAAUGGGCAGGGCAUAUCUAUACUAUAAUAGAAGAUACUACUUAGUGAUAUGAAAGAGAUACUUUGCUUUUCAAAGGGAAAAAUGAUGGUUUGAUGCCCUUUUUGGGGUAAAAAAUAAAAUAAGAUGGGUUAUAGGAUGUACUUAAAAGAAAGAGGUUAGACAAGAUGAAGGUGAAAAUGAAGUUGUGAGGGAUGAAGAGUGAAAAUAUCAAGUUUUUUUUUUUUUCAAAAGUAAUUGUUGAAGGAUUAAUGGCAAUCAAUUUAGUAUUAAGCAGACAUUAUUGGGCCAUUUUAUUCAAUUUCAUUUUUUUUUUAUGUUUAUUCAAUUUCAUUUGUGGCUUCAGUUUUAAUUAACUAUUAUUUAAUUGAUUUUUAUUAGAAGUAUUGUGAUUUAUUCAUGGUUAUUAUAAUAAGAUGAGAGGAGAGAGAAGCUCUGCUAGGGUUUUCCACCCUUGGAGAGCACAAUCGUCUGACAGGGGACGCAACUCUAGUCAACGAGCGUUGCAGGGUCACAGUAGCGAGAAGAGGGGCAACAGUUCCAUUAUUCUAGGCACAAGCGGUGACCAAGCUUUCAAGGAAGAAGAAGCUACCAAGUUGUCAUAGUUGAUGGGAUAUUUAAGUCUUGUGUUUACCAUAUGAUUUGUGGCUAGGAUGGGGUAACCCUCUUAGUCCUUAUCUAAAGGGUCAAGCCAAAACCAGUGCUACCCUCAAGUAACUCAAUGGACGUACGAAUAUCUGCUUCAAAAGGAUAAAAGAGAGUCUUUAUUUAAUCCCUUAUGGUUCGUUGGCGCGAUCAGCAUAAUGGCAGUAUCAACUAAUUAAGGUAGGAAAUGGUCUUAGUUCUGUUAUGGAUAUCCGAGAUUAUGGGCCAGAGAGCGUUCUUUCAAACGAGAGGGGAGGCGAUACAAAAUUGGUGCUCGUAAUUCAUCACAUGAGAUGUAUCGGUGGUGACUUCCUUGGAUUGGGGUACAUGUACCUACGCGCACCUUUCCAAGGAAGCAAGGAAAGUACGACGAAGUAGAAGUAAAAGCGAAGAUCAACGCUUCAAGGUGAUGCAUCGUGGGAGAAACAAAUUGAAAGAGGGUGAAUCUUUUUCAGCGUUUAUCGAUGAAAGAAUUACAACAACGCAGAUCGCUUACAUUUUCUCACAACACUACUACAGAAAAGACCUUUUGCCACGCCUCAAUUGCCACGGUUAUAGGCGGAACCGUGGCAAAAGGUCAGAUAUCACCAGGGAUGGCAAUGGGUCUAGGACCCAUAGGGUACCCGAAAAAAAUACCCAUUAUGGGUAGGGUAAAAACCCGCUAUAUGGGUAUGGGGUUGUGCUGGGUAUCGAUUCAGUUCAUGGAUUCAGAAGGUUUGAAGUUUUGCUUCUCUGAUCUGCGAUCUCAGUGAUGAU